UAGGCCUUAGUUCGCGUGCUACGUCACAAACCAAGAUGGCGCGGGUCGCAGCCUUUUUGAAGAAUGCGUGGAAUAAGGAGCCUGUCAUCGUAACCUCGUGUGCUAUAGGAAUAAUGGGUAUUGCGCUUCCACUAAUAAGUCCAUACACAAAGUAUUCAGGAAUGAUCAAUUCUGCGGUGCCGUACACCUACCCAGUUCCUGUGCGCGAUGAUGGAAACAUGGCCGACGUUCCCGUGCACCCGUGUGAUCAAAGGGGAGACAGGCUGCAAUGGCUCAAAAACCUUUAACUUCACAUUCUUGCUCUCUCUGUAAUUGUCAAUGUCCCACAGUAAAGACUGUCUAUUUAAUUCCA
Messenger RNA from Phycodurus eques (leafy seadragon), 352 nucleotides. RefSeq names its product NADH:ubiquinone oxidoreductase subunit A3 (gene ndufa3). Gene Ontology annotation, cellular component: mitochondrial inner membrane. The record is from RefSeq and is a predicted model, not a curated record. NCBI's taxonomy places the organism in Eukaryota, Metazoa, Chordata, Actinopteri, Syngnathiformes, Syngnathidae. Bases 36 to 287 code for a protein of 83 amino acids. The transcript has 4 exons.